UUGAACAUGUAACUUGUAAAACUUCACCGUUUUCGACUAGUUUAAGCUGUAUUUUUCAUUGAUAAAACUAAAAAUGAAGACUUGUGCUAUCCAUUGGUUCCGUAAAGGACUCCGACUUCAUGACAAUCCAGCAUUACUAGCGGCAAUUAAGAUUGCAGAAGAUGUCAAACCUGUCUUCAUCCUGGACCCAUGGUUUCCCAAGAAUGCCAACGUAGGGAUAAACAGAUGGAGAUUUUUGUUACAGACACUACAAAACUUGGAUGACAAUCUGAAAAAGAUAAAUUCACGACUGUAUGUUGUGCGUGGAAAACCUGCAGAAGUGUUUCCCCAGUUAUUUAAAGACUGGGGAGUCAGUCACCUGACUUUUGAGGAGGACACAGAACCAUAUGCUGUAAAGAGGGAUGCUGAGAUAACGAAGUUAGCAGAACAGCACAAGGUCAAGGUCACUAGUUGUGUCUCUCACACACUAUAUGACACUCAAAGGACAAUAUCAAAGAAUGGUGGAAAGGCUCCUUUAACUUAUCAGCGCCUUCAGACUGUAUUGUCUAGUCUUGGUCCCCCUCCCAAACCAACUGACAGCCCUACAGAAUGUAAGACUACGACAGAGUCAGAUCACGACAAGAAGUACGGAGUUCCCUCCCUUGAGGAUCUAGGGAAGUCUGAGGCGGACUGUGGCCCUCUUCUGUUCCCAGGAGGAGAAACAGAGGCCCUGAGGAGAAUGGAGUCCAUGAUUCAGAAAAAUAACUGGAUUUGCACAUUUGAGAAACCAAAGACAGAACCUAACACCUUAGAACCAAGUACAACUGUUCUCAGUCCCUAUCUAAAGUUUGGUUGUCUGUCUCCUAGACUUUUCUACUACAAACUCCAAGAGGUCUACAGUAAGGCCAAGAAGCACACCUCUCCUCCAGUCUCCUUGCACGGUCAGCUGCUGUGGAGGGAAUUUUUCUACACUGCUGCAGCAGACACACCUAACUUCAAUCAAAUGGAGGGAAACCCAGUGUCUAGGCAGAUCCCCUGGGACACCAAUGAAGUUUAUCUGACGGCUUGGAAAGAGGGGAAAACAGGUUAUCCAUUCAUUGAUGCCAUAAUGACUCAGCUACGACAAGAAGGGUGGGUACAUCAUCUAGCCAGACAUGCUGUGGCCUGCUUCUUAACACGGGGGGACCUGUGGAUCAGCUGGGAGGAGGGGGAGAAGGUUUUUGAGGAGUACCUGUUGGAUGCAGACUGGAGCCUGAAUGCUGGGAACUGGAUGUGGCUCUCAGCCUCCGCCUUCUUUCAUCAGUACUUCAGGGUGUACAGUCCUGUUGCAUUUGGCAAAAAGACAGAUAAAGAUGGGAACUAUAUCAGGAAAUAUAUUCCCAAACUUAGUAAAUAUCCAACAAUCUAUAUAUAUGAGCCAUGGAAAGCACCCCUAAAGGUUCAGGAAAAGGCAGGAUGCAUCAUAGGAAAAGACUACCCUAAACCUAUUGUGGACCAUGAUGUAAUGAGGAAGAGGAAUAUAGAAAGAAUGGCUAAAGCUUACAGUGCUAAUAAAUCUGAAAACUCAGGUGAAAAAGGAAAAUCUGGAUCAGUUUCCUCUCCCAGCAAGAAAAGAAAAUCUGAGUCAAAUUCUUCACCUAGCAAGAAAAAGUCAAAAGUGGAUUAGAAACAAGCUAAGAAAUUCCACAAAAGUUUUCUUAAAAAGUAAUGACAGGACAUUUUCUGCCAGACUACCUCGACUUG
Molecule: messenger RNA, 1722 nt
Organism: Saccostrea cuccullata (small rock oyster)
Lineage: Eukaryota; Metazoa; Mollusca; Bivalvia; Ostreida; Ostreidae
Product: cryptochrome-1-like
Exons: 10
Coding region: 74-1645 (523 amino acids)
Biological process (GO): entrainment of circadian clock by photoperiod; circadian regulation of gene expression
Cellular component (GO): cytoplasm; nucleus
Molecular function (GO): deoxyribodipyrimidine photo-lyase activity; DNA binding; FAD binding
Source: RefSeq, a predicted model, not a curated record